AUGCCUAGAUGCUUCUGUGACUUAAGCAGAACUGCACUCGAAGCAUGUCAGGGGGCUGUGCUUCUGGAGCAAGCCCAGUCAGCAUCUGGAACCUGCCCUCAAAAGCAAAGAUACUCCCUCAAACUUGAUGUCAAAGAUGGGAAGAUCUACAAUGAACAGAACUUCUUCCAGCGAGCUGCAAAGGCAGGCACAGUGGAGAAGUGGAAGAAGGGGCACUCUGUGCCGUUGCUGGGAAUCCCUGACUGCGUUGGCUUUGGACUGCAUGCAGAUAGCUACAGGUUUUUGGUGUUCUCUGACUUGGGGCGAACUCUUCAGUCGGUCCUGAAUGAUGGCUUACACCUCCUGAGGGAGAAGGCAGCUUUUCAGAUCGUAGUCCGGCUGCUAGACUGCCUGGAGUACAUUCAUGAAAACGAGUAUGUGCAUGGGGACAUCACGGCUGAGAACAUCUAUUUGAACCCAGCAGACCUCACGCAGGUGACUCUCGCAGGCUAUUGCUUUGCGUUCCGUUACUGCCCAGGAGGAAAGCACGUGGCUCAGCGUGAAGGCAGCAGGACCCCUCACGAAGGCACGAUAGAGUUUAUCAGUCUGGACAGUCACAAGGGAGCAGGACCAUCUCGCCGGAGUGACUUGGAAUCUCUGGGCUACUGUCUUCUGAAAUGGCUCUGUGGCUUCUUGCCUUGGUCUGAUGAGCUGGACAAAGUAGAAACUGUGAUGGAGAAGAAGGAAAAGUACAAAGGGGAUGUGAAAUGCCUUCUCCAACUGUGCUUCAGGCAGAGAUCUAUUCCAGAUGCUCUGCAGAGCUACCUGCAGCAAGUAAUGGCACUAGAGUACGAGGAGAAGCCUGACUAUGAGGCCCUGCGGCAGCUCUUCAAGCAGCCACUGAAAAAGAUGAAAACUUCAGCUUAUGACUCUGUGGAUAUCAAAAUGGUGCCCUAA
Antrostomus carolinensis (chuck-will's-widow) is the source of this 936-nucleotide messenger RNA. It is a transcript of the gene VRK3, whose product is annotated as VRK serine/threonine kinase 3. NCBI's taxonomy places the organism in Eukaryota, Metazoa, Chordata, Aves, Caprimulgiformes, Caprimulgidae. Gene Ontology annotation, biological process: protein phosphorylation. Gene Ontology annotation, molecular function: ATP binding; protein kinase activity. The record is from RefSeq and is a predicted model, not a curated record.